Messenger RNA from Prunus mume (Japanese apricot), 2006 nucleotides. The record is from RefSeq and is a predicted model, not a curated record. NCBI's taxonomy places the organism in Eukaryota, Viridiplantae, Streptophyta, Magnoliopsida, Rosales, Rosaceae.
AAACAAAAUUAGAAACCCAGAAAGAAACGAUGGGAGGUGGUCAGAGGCGGACAACCCAGAAUCAAACGACGUCGUCGGCAUCGUCGUCAUGCUGGUCGCAUUUCUGGUCGUCGGCUUUAAGGACCAAACCCUUGGGCUCUCCAUUGGAAGUUGCCGUCCGCACGAACUCCGGCGACGGCCUCGUCCGUCGCCUCGGCAUGUUUGACCUCAUACUCCUCGGCGUCGGCGCUUCUAUAGGCGCCGGCAUAUUCGUCGUCACCGGCACCGUCGCCCACGACGCUGGCCCUGGAGUGACUAUUAGUUUCAUUCUUGCUGGAGUUUCUUGUGUGUUAAAUGCACUCUGUUACGCUGAGCUAGCUUCUCGCUUUCCUGCCGUUGUUGGUGGAGCAUACCUUUACACAUACACGGCUUUCAAUGAGCUCACUGCUUUUCUUGUUUUUGCACAACUUAUGCUCGACUAUCAUAUUGGAGCCGCUAGCAUAGCCCGGAGCUUAGCAAGCUAUGUAGUUACAAUUCUAGAACUAUUCCCAAUUUUUAAGGAAAACAUUCCAGACUGGAUUGGACACGGUGGCCAAAAGUUCCUCGGAGGAGCUAUAUCGAUCAAUGUAUUAGCUCCUGUUCUCCUUGUGCUUCUUACUGUAAUCCUUUGUCGGGGUGUAGGAGAAUCCGCUGCCGUAAACUCAUUUAUGACUGCAACAAAGGUUAUCAUUGUUAUUAUUGUCAUCUUCGCUGGUGCUUUUGAGGUUGAUACUUCAAAUUGGACCCCUUUUGCCCCAGAUGGUUUCAAACCAAUAUUGACUGGAGCAACAGUUGUAUUUUUUGCAUAUGUUGGAUUUGAUGCAGUUGCUAAUUCAGCUGAAGAAUCAAAGAGACCGCAGCGGGACUUGCCAAUAGGAAUCAUCGGCAGCCUUCUAAUAUGUAUUACAUUGUAUAUUGGUGUCUGUUUGGUGAUCACUGGAAUGCUACCUUACUAUUUACUUGGGGAAGAUGCUCCAUUGGCUAAUGCUUUUACAUCCAAGGGAUUGAAAUUUGUUUCAAUCUUAAUCAGUGUAGGUGCUGUUGCUGGACUUACGACUACCCUACUAGUUGGUCUGUAUGUUCAGUCUCGAUUAUAUCUUGGGCUUGGAAGAGAUGGUUUACUACCUUCAGUGUUUGCUAGAGUACACCCAAGAUGCCACACUCCCAUUCAUUCUCAGGUCUGGGUUGGUAUUGUUGCUGCCGCCUUGGCAGGCUUGUUCAAUGUGCAUAUUCUCUCGCACAUUCUUUCAGUUGGGUCAUUGACAGGCUACUCUGUCGUUGCUGCAUGUGUUGUUGCUCUUCGUUUGAAAGAUAAGGCAUCAAGUCAAGUGUCUUCUUCUACCUGGCGGGAAGGUGUCAUCUGCCUCUUAAUAGUUGCAUGUGGUGGUUUUAGUGCUGGACUCUGCUACAGAUUCAGUGUUUCAAUUGUUUUUCUGGUGGUAGCUGUAGUUGUGGCAAUACUUGCUAUGGGUGCUCUUUGUUUCCGCCAAGUUUAUGCCGAUCUGCCAGGGUUUUCUUGUCCUGGUGUUCCUAUUGUCCCAGCCACAUGCAUCUUCUUCAACAUGUUUCUAUUCGCCCAGAUACACCAUGAAGCAUGGGUGAGAUUUGUCAUCCUUUGCAUUAUUACAGUUGGUAUUUAUGCAUUUUAUGGGCAAUAUCACGUGGAUCCGAGUUCAGAGGAGACUAUUAUUUAUCACCGAAUGUCAGGAGAAGAACGCUUCAUCACUAAUGCUGCAAGCCAUCACUAAUGCUGCAACUGCAAGGUCUAAAGCUACUGCAGCAACAACGGAAGGGACCUCGACUGAAAGUCUAAAGCCUACUCAAGCUUAGUGUGAUCCUAGCCUUUGAAGUUUGAAGUAUCCUGCGACUUCUGUAUAGCCUUAGGGAAAUAUUUUAGCAUACCAGUGUCCACCAUGUUAACCUCAGAAUCUAAGACCACAAUGAAAUUGUUAGUUUCUAUAAAACGGGUUUUAUAGGGUACCGCCAUG